CAUUCUGUAUCAUAUCCAUUGAUGAGUGACCUCAACUUGUUACGAAACGUGUUUACCGAGGCACGUCAUGUGUCGAUGAACGUUGAGUAGUGAUUUGUGAAGCUUCAAACACCACAAGUUGCGAUAGGCCUGUCGCUCUCACGAUCGUAAAAGGCUACGGAGAAAUUGGAUUAAGGUUUGGUAUUGGAAUAGCUUAUCAUCAUGGACAGCAAGAAGCACAGCGUGUUGUUCAUCUGCCUUGCUGCUCUGGUCUUGGCUGAGUUCAUCAUGACCCUCUUCGUCAACGCUCUGGCAGGAAUUGGGGCAAGCGGACCAGUCGGAUGGUUCCUGAACAACACUGGCGAGAUCUCCGACUUCUACUACGUUGAGAUCACACCAGCCGGUUGGACCUUCUCCAUCUGGGCUUUCAUCUAUACCUACCAGGCGCUCUUCCUUCUCUACACACUGACCGCCAUCUGUCGGCGCAACAAGACCGGUUACGUCUACCGUAGUCCUGCUGUUAUCACCCCGGUGAUGUUGGUGGUGUAUGCUAUCAACCUGGCCCUCAAUGUCACCUGGCUCUUCCUGUUUGACCGACAGUACAUGCCUGCUGCUGUUGUAGUGGCUGCUUUCUUGCCCACCACGCUGUGGAUCAUUCUGUUCAUCAACCACCGACUUGUGGAUAAGCACGGCUACGAUUUCGUGCAAACCAAGAGGGGCGAGCUUAUAGCCAUCCGUGCAAUUAUCCAGAACGGCCUGGUCUUCUACGCAACCUGGGUGACCAUAGCCACUCUUCUGAACCUGGCUAUCGUGCUGAGCUACUGGGGUGGGAUGGAGCAAUCCACAGCAUGCACCAUCUGUCUCUCGAUCCUACUCGUAGAGGUCCUGCUCUACUCGGUCCUUGAGAACAUCGUCUGGGACAAGUACCUUCGCUACACUUACACCGUCUGGCUGGUGGUCAUCUUUGCUCUGAUUGGAAGCAUCGCUCAGAACUGGAACGUAGCCAAACCCAACUCCAUCUUUACGGCCGUGCUGUUGGGCCUGGCCUUUGCCUUGUUCCUGAUCAAGCUGGUGGUCAGCGUGUGGCGGACUUUCUCGAAGCCGCUCUACACUGCACGGGUUUCGCAGUCCAAAGAAGAGCUGGCUAUGGCUUAGGCUUGGUUUUCCCGAACCUCGGCUUCGUUUCGGCUUCAGGAGAUUUUCAGGCUCGAUUUUGAAGAAUCCGAUUCACAAUUGGUCAAAAUUGGUUCGGAGAGUAUGCCUUCAUACGGCCGGAGUUUAGAGCAUUUCCAUUACGUGUAGACUUCAAUAGGCUUUUAAAAGAUCUUUGGAUCCAUAUUAUGAAGCUGAUGGAGCCGGAGACGAGGCCGGAAUUUGGGGAAUCGCCUCUUCGAAAAACUAUAGCGAGAGACCUAUCGCAAAUACUUACAAUAUCAAGAACAAUCCUCCGUGUCAUACUUUAAGCAUUCUGAAAAGUCACUUUAGGGAUUAUAUUUUUGAAGACAUAUGACUAUGAGUCCAGUGUUGUAGUCGAGACUGGAUAGUCCGCGACCAAGACCGAGACCUGAAGUUUCGAGACCAGUAAAAAGUGCGUGGUAUAUGCAAUCAACCAGAGUGAACCUUGUACCCUCGGUUUGAUCCAUUAAGACGACAAUAUUUUGAGAGAUAUGGACAAAUUUUAAUCCUUCGGGUUAAGUCCAACAUUCCAUUUUGUUUUACGUGUAUAGGCUUAUAUUCACGAGGACCGUUUACAUUUCCUUCAGUAAAUUUGGAAGUUCGGAGCACUUGGUUUCUUUACGUUGUAACACGAUUCAGAUGCACACAUAUCCACAAACGUCAAUAGAAGAUCUUAUGGGCUUGAUACAUCACGAAGAACUCUGAGUUCUACGAUUUUCAUAACUUGUACAUAGUAUAUUCGACAGUCUGCGGAAUUCGUACAAUCCAAAACAAGAUGGAGCAAACAUGAUUUCUAAGUUUCUGAAUUAAUAGUAACAGUGUAACAAUAUGUAGUUUUUAAAGGUUUUCAUAUUUUUAAAUACUUUUAGUUUUUUUAAUGAUUGUUUAGCGUCUUGAACGUCAUUUGAAGGAUUUGGCGCUAUAUAAGAUUAUUAUUAUUAUUAUUAUUAUUAAAAGACUGAUUUUUUUUUAACAAGAACAUUUCUAUUUCGUUGGUACAUUUGUACUCUCAAGGAUUAUCGCCAUCAGCGGGUUGUUUAUCUUGAAGUGCAAAAGUCGAAAGGAAAAGGUGGAGGAGGGUAUGAAGCGAUUGGAUGGCAAAUUAAAUUGAUUAUAAUGGGUGUUGCUAUUUUUUUGUAUAUGCAUAUUUAUCUUGUCAAAACUUGUCAGUCGGAAUAAAUGACUUUUAAUAUCACUG
Molecule: messenger RNA, 2353 nt
Organism: Patiria miniata (bat star)
Lineage: Eukaryota; Metazoa; Echinodermata; Asteroidea; Valvatida; Asterinidae
Exons: 4
Coding region: 202-1134 (310 amino acids)
Cellular component (GO): membrane
Source: RefSeq, a predicted model, not a curated record